Limanda limanda (common dab) is the source of this 711-nucleotide messenger RNA. Its product is annotated as nuclear receptor-interacting protein 3-like. Bases 1 to 711 code for a protein of 236 amino acids. Gene Ontology annotation, biological process: proteolysis. Gene Ontology annotation, molecular function: aspartic-type endopeptidase activity. The record is from RefSeq and is a predicted model, not a curated record. Lineage: Eukaryota; Metazoa; Chordata; Actinopteri; Pleuronectiformes; Pleuronectidae. The transcript is spliced from 7 exons.
AUGCGGGAAGAGGAGCAGGAGGACGCUGCGGCUCUGAGGCAGCAGAGGAGACUGAAACAGGCGAUCAGGUUCCUGCACAAAGACUCUGCUGAUCUGCUGCCACUCGAUGGACUCAAGAUGCUCGGCACUUCUAAACAAGGGCAGCCGCACCAUAUCCUGCAGAAGCGCCUGCUGGAGACCAAGCUUUCCCGGGACAGGAUAAACAUGUGCGAAGUGACGGUGAACAAUGGAGGGGUCCUCCUGAGCUGCAGUCCUUUAAAUCCACACGAAGACGAGGAAGAAGAGAGGGAAUAUUUGAAUUAUGUGCAAUGUAAUUGUGUAGGACAGGAGGUGAAUGUGCUGAUCGACACAGGCUGCAGACUGAACCGGAUGUCCUCGCUGACUGUGGAGAGAUUAGGUUUGAAAGAGCUGGUGGAGGAACACAAAGAGGAGGUGGAGGGGUUUCCAUUUCAGAGUAAACUCUACAUCGACGGCCACAUCAAGGGACUCAGUCUGACCAUCGGACAACUCAGGAUCAUGUGCUCAUUUGCCAUACUUGAAAGUGACAGGCCACUGAUGUCGCUAGGAAACAAGACACUUAAGUCACAAAAGUGUGUAAUUGACACUGAAAAGCAGAUGUUGGUGUUUGGGACAGCUGUGAGGGAGCAAGUUCCAUUUGUUAAAAGGCCAUUCGGAGAAAGUUCCUCUGACUUCAGAGACCUGGGAUACUGA